Molecule: messenger RNA, 1224 nt
Organism: Rotaria sordida
Lineage: Eukaryota; Metazoa; Rotifera; Eurotatoria; Philodinida; Philodinidae
Source: the annotation of a GenBank genome assembly
AUGAAUUUAUCAAGUUCAUGUAUUUUAGCAACUUCAUCAGUAGCAAAUCGUUCAUCUGGUACAAUAAUUAUACCAGCGAUGAAAAAUUCUUCAUCAAUUAAUAAAAAUCUUAUAAAUCCUUUACAUAUUGGUGAUGCUUCUGUACAAAAAUUACGUACAAUAACAACAACACCAGUUAUUAAAACAUCAUAUGAUACAAUGAAUACAAAACCUACGGUUUUCAUUAUGAAUAAUAAUAAUAAUAACAGUUCAAUCAGAACAGAAUCACAACAACAACAACCAAUGACUGUUAAUCGUCUUUUAUUAACUAAUAAUAAUCCUAUAAAUUCAACAAUAAUUAAUGGACAAAAUACAAUUAAUUUUACUACACUUGUUAAUAAUUUAAAUACAUUAAAUCAAAUAGCUCUAUUACAAUCAACAAAUUCUAAUGUAUCAACACAAAAUAGUAUAACAAAACUUCUUGAAACACCUAUCAAUGCUAUUCAACCAUCAUCAUCAUAUACUGAUUUUAUGAUUUCAUCAACUAAUAAAGAAAAUCAAAAUGAACAAGUUUUUACUAAAACAAAAACAUUAGUUGAAUUAUUAACAAGUUCAAAUAUUCAACCACCAUCAUAUUUUGGUUCAUCAUUAAUUGAACCAUCAACAAAAACACCAUAUUCUGAUGCUACAUGUACACGAUCGAAAAAACGUAUUAAUCGUAUAAAACGACCAAUGAAUGCAUUUAUGGUUUUUUCUCAACUUGAACGUCGAAAAAUUGUACAAUUAGCACCGGAUAUGCAUAAUGCUGAAAUAUCAAAAUAUUUAGGUGCACGUUGGAAACGUUUAACAGAAAAUGAACGACGUCCAUUUAUUGAUGAAGCUGAACGUUUAAAAAUGCUUCAUCUACGUGAAUAUCCAGAUUAUAAAUAUAAACCACGUAAACGUUUAAGAAAAUGUUUAUUAACAAAUAAUUCAUCAAUACAUAUUGAUAUAUCAGAUACAUCGUCUGAUGCAUUAUUAACAUCAAAAUUAGAAACAAAUAAUAAUAAUAAUAAUGAAAAUUCAAAUAUUGAUGAUUCAUUAUUAUCAUCAUCACAACAACAACAAUUUGAUCCACUUUUACUUGAUGCACUUGCUACAGCUGAUCCACAAACACAAGAAGCUUUUUUUAAUCAACUUCAAACACUUGGUGAUUUCAAAUUAUGGGCUGAUCUGGAUUUAUCAAAUAUCGAUGUAGCUUUUUAA